Gadus macrocephalus (Pacific cod) is the source of this 1756-nucleotide messenger RNA. RefSeq names its product vasodilator-stimulated phosphoprotein-like. Gene Ontology annotation, molecular function: profilin binding; SH3 domain binding. Gene Ontology annotation, biological process: axon guidance; positive regulation of actin filament polymerization; neural tube closure. The record is from RefSeq and is a predicted model, not a curated record. Lineage: Eukaryota; Metazoa; Chordata; Actinopteri; Gadiformes; Gadidae. The transcript is spliced from 12 exons. Bases 157 to 1338 code for a protein of 393 amino acids.
UUGAACAGCGAGUGUGGGUAAUUCGCUUCGACAGGGAGGAAGAAGGAAGCAUUCGAUGAGUGUGGUGAAAGCAGCCAGGUUACUGGAGGCUGCUGUGCAACAGGGUGUCAAGACAGGGUGUGCGUGCCGGGUUCGCAUACUGGCUGAAAGGGUAACAUGGGCGAGACCAGUAUUUGCAAUGUGAAGGCGACCGUGAUGACCUAUGACGACGGGUGCAAGCGCUGGGUGACCGUGGGCUCUGACACGGCCGUCCUCAGCCGCGUCCAGAUCUACCACAACCCAGACGUAAACACCUUCAGGGUGGUGGGCCGCAAGAUGCAGGCCGACCAGGAGGUGGUGAUCAAUUGCGCAAUUACCAAGGAUAUGAAGUACAAUCUGGCCUCUGCAAAUUUCUUCCAACUGCGGGAUUCCCGGCAGUUGUGGGGACUUAACUUUGGCAGUGAGGAAGAGGGCCCACUCUUUUCCAACUCCAUCAAAUAUGCUCUUCAGACUCUGGAGAAUGGUAACAACACAGGUCCAGUUCAGGGCGGUCAGGGGGCGAGGCCAGUCGCCAGCCCUCCCUCUGCUCCUGCAGCUCCUCCCACCCCACCAGCGCCUCCUGCUCCUCCUCCCAAAGAAGUCGCUCCUUCCUCGGCCGGAGCUCCACCACCACCUCCGGGUCCACCUCCACCCCCAGGACCUCCUCCUGCACCUCCUGCACCUCCCCCACUCGGUGCAGCCCCGUCUGGGCCUAGUCCCAGUGAAGGAGGAGGAGGAGGAGGAGGAGGAGGAGGAGGAGGAGGGUUUGGCGGAGAUGAUCUGGCAGCGGCUCUAGCAGGGGCCAGACUGCGUAAAGCGCCCAAGAAAGAAGAAGACGCCUCCUCCCCAUCGAAAGAGGCCCCAGCUUCUGGAGGAGGAGGUGGAGGAGGUGGAGGAGGUGGAGGACUCAUGGGAGAGAUGAGUGCCAUACUUGCCAGACGGAGGAAGGUUUCCGAUGUUCCUGCAGUUAAAAAGGAUGAAACAAGAAAUGAGGGCUCAGACUCCCAGCCAUCUAAACCAUCAAAACCAAUUGAUAACUUUGUUAAGCCCCAGGGAAAGGCUACCACCUUGCCUCGGCCUAAACCUUCGCCCGUGAUGCAGAGGGAACCCAGCAUUAGCACAACCAGCCCUGCCUCCCCGUUCUCCCAAGCUAGAAUGAAGAACAUGACCCAAACAAACCCAGAGAGUCCAACACCCGAAGGGACUAAUAUGAAACAAUUCAAAGAGGACAUCCUCCUGGAGGUGAAGAAAGAGCUUCAUAAAGUGAAGGAGGAGAUUAUCACAGCAUUGAUUGAACACUUACAAGGAUCAGAAGUCUGAAGAGUUGCAAGAGAUGAAAGCAAUGAAUUCAAUGUUUGCCACAGGGUGUAUUUUGUCCAUUAUUCAGUACAUGCUUGCGUUGUACGUUGACAAUAAAAAGGAUCUGAGAAAUGUUUGAGAACUUCCUUCAUACUUCCUGCAAAGAAUAUUGUAUAUGGAGUUCAAAUAAUUGCUGAUAAUAUCAGUAAAAACAUUCGAUAUUUUUUUGUUGCUGUGAAUGUGUCUGUGUGCGUGUUUCGUGUGUAUGUUUGGUUGUCUUUGUUUUGGUGUGUUAGGUUUAUUAGAUCAUAAGAAUUCCCAGAUGUUGAGAAAAUGUCUUUAAUAAAAAAACAGCAUCAUCAUUGUUGAGAAACAACUUGGGUUGGAUUUUAUGUAGGCCUACUUCAUGACCAAUGUUAUGUUUCAUUACCUUAGCAUA